Molecule: messenger RNA, 561 nt
Organism: Caenorhabditis remanei
Lineage: Eukaryota; Metazoa; Nematoda; Chromadorea; Rhabditida; Rhabditidae
Exons: 6
Coding region: 1-561 (186 amino acids)
Biological process (GO): regulation of transcription by RNA polymerase II; anatomical structure development
Molecular function (GO): RNA polymerase II cis-regulatory region sequence-specific DNA binding; DNA-binding transcription factor activity, RNA polymerase II-specific
Source: RefSeq, a predicted model, not a curated record
AUGCAUGUUCUCGUUGUCAUUCGUAGAUCCCGUGCUAUUACAAUGCUGCCACAAAUCCAUCAGCACAAUAAUCCAUUUCAAAUGCCAACUGAUGGAUCAAUCUCGGCAUCUCCACCUAAUAACACUCUUCCGCCACCAAUCAUUCCAUACUCACUUCUCUCAGCAUUCUAUUCACUCUCUUCUGCCAACAUUUCAACGUCUCCGGAAAUUAAUGAAGGAGAAAAAGUGAAGGCAGUCGGACGAUCCUACAAUCCAGGACGACCACUUUGUCUGGAAGAUCGGAAGAAAAUAGUCCGUUUGUAUGAAGAAGGAUGUCGUGUCAGCCACAUUGCUCGUCUCAUUGGAGUCACUCACAGUUGUGUGAGCAAGAUUAUGUCAAGAUAUCGUCGGACUGGAAGUGUCCAACCGAGAAGUUUCCGUGCAACUGAAAAUCAGGAGAAUGACCAUUCCACGUGGCAAAAACAGCAACAGAAGAAAGAGAAACCACUGGCAUUUUCCAUUGAAAGAAUUCUGUCACCAGAGAUCAAGAAAGAAAUUCUUCCAUAUCAACGAGUCAUCUGA